Messenger RNA from Coregonus clupeaformis (lake whitefish), 1174 nucleotides. Its product is annotated as chemokine-like protein TAFA-5. Lineage: Eukaryota; Metazoa; Chordata; Actinopteri; Salmoniformes; Salmonidae. The record is from RefSeq and is a predicted model, not a curated record. The coding region runs from base 405 to 791 and encodes 128 amino acids. The transcript has 6 exons.
UACAAAACGAAUCCAACAAAACAGCACUUUUAUAAGCGGCCUUAACAUGUUGAUGUUUAUUGCAGUCGCUUGCACGUCACAAGUUACCUUGCAGAAAUGUAUAUCCUGUUUUGAUUUUCACUAGCCUAACUUUCAUUUUUAUUGGGCUGAAAGAACAGUCAGUGGGUACAGGUUGCGUCGUCGUAGGCUAUUCACGUUCAAGCGCAAAGUUGCUUACGAUUCUUGCUGAGAUCUUUGUGUUCGCCUCCGCGUCUUGCAGAAGGCUAAUCUCUCCAUCUGCAGUCCGUGGAUGGAUAAACCUGACGGUCUAUAUGGGAUAAACCUGUAACCUCCACCGGGAUUAAUGUAGGAAUAAGGAGGGAUACGUCGAGACUGGGGAGAACGGCUGCGGUCGGGAAAAGGGAAUGAAGACGCUCUCAGCAGGUGGAGGAGCGUCACUCUGCUGUCUGCUGCUCCUGUGGGUCAUCUACUCCCAUCGCCUGAGAGAGGGCCAGUUGGCUGUGGGCACCUGUGAGAUUGUGAUGCUCAACAGAGACAGCAGCGUGCCCAGAUGCACCAUCGCCCAUCAGACUGCCCGCUGUGCCUGCAGGAGAGGCCAGAUCGCUGGCACCACGAAGGCCAGGCCUGCCUGCGUCGAUGUGCGUAUUGUGAGGAGCAGACAGUGGUGUGAGAUGGCGCCUUGCUUGGAGGGAGAGGUGUGUGGCCUCCUCUUCAACCGCUCUGGCUGGACCUGUACCAAAGGCAGUGGCCACAUCAAGACAGUCACGCCUUUGCCUAAGGAGCCAUCGUAAGGAGUUUAGAACACAGUGGGUAGGUUUUUUAUUGCCAAUCAUGGCAGAAGGGGAACCGAGGCCAAUCACCAGGCAAACACAUUUUGUGUCCAUUCGCCAAUUUUUUGCUCAAACCACUACACACCCCCACUCCACAAAUCAGAGGAGCCCUACUAUGUGACAGUGCACAGAGGUCUGGACCAGCCAAUGAAAGCAACACACCACAGCAUCGUCAUUGGGACCCACAUGCCACGUCACAAACUGAAAUACAAAAACUACUGUAUAUAACCUGGGUUGUUUCAGCACGGCAAGCAGGAUAUCAUUGGGAGUCUAUGCAUGUGUAAGGAAACAACCAUUUCGCCACCUAUCCCUAUGGAAACAAAUCUGAAGGCAUUUUUUGUGUG